This is a messenger RNA of Brenthis ino (lesser marbled fritillary), 4290 nucleotides long. The record is from the annotation of a GenBank genome assembly. NCBI's taxonomy places the organism in Eukaryota, Metazoa, Arthropoda, Insecta, Lepidoptera, Nymphalidae.
AUGAAUUAUUCACAACAUAAGGCGACUUGCAUACGAGGCGUUUUAAACACGCACCUUAAUGAACCGCAUAGGUAUUCAUCAACCUCUAUUCCAGUAUCAAAGAAUAACACCACACAAGGUUUGGACAGAAGAAAAAGAACACGAAGAGCGUUAAAUGAAAAUCGUGUCAUUAUCACGCAACAUUUCACAGAAAGAACAGUUACUCCUGGAGGAGAUAUUAGCAUGCAAUGUGCCGCUACGGGGGACCGACCGCCGCAAUUUGUGUGGGAGAGGGACGGCGUUAUUGUAUCCAGCAAUACUGAUCCUAGGUACGCAUUAGGACAAAUAAUGACAUCAGAUAACUCAGUAGUGGCACAGUUGAAUAUUACGAGGGUGAGAGUGGAAGAUGGUGGCUUGUACUCUUGCACGGCGAAGGAAGGCGACCACAUUGCAAGUCAUGAAAACAGAUUAGAUGUGUAUGGACCCCCUUAUAUUAGAUCACUGCCACCUAUCAAAGUGCAAAGUGGUGAAUCGAUAAACCUAAGAUGCCCCUACUAUGGAUAUCCCAUAAGCAAAAUCGACUGGGAGUACAAGGGUAAGGUAGUAAACUCAAACAACCUCUUCCAAAGUCGGUACAAACGUCAAAAUCAUCAGAAACGCAAAUUUCGUCGUAGCUUAGUCAAUAUACAUGGUGUUCUAACCGUACCAGAAAUCACUAAGGAGGAUAAUGGGGCUGUAUACACAUGUAUUGUGACGUCACCUUCAGGAGAAAUGGCAAGACGAGCGUUCGAAAUCCAAGUAAUCGAAGCCCCUGUUCUUGAAGACUUGCUUUUAGGUAAUAAUUUACAAGAAGGACAAAUUGUGAACAUUUACUGCAACGUGAGGAGUGGAGAUUUGCCCAUACAUUUUGAAUGGCUGAAAGAUGGGAAGAGGAUUCCAAGUGCGUUGAAGGUAGUGGAGAGGAAUUCAGAAUUAUUUAAUGCGCUAGUAAUCAAAAGAGUGUCCUUAGAGCACUGCGGGACCUACACCUGCGUAGCUUCUAAUCAUGUUGCUAAGGUCAACAAAUCCACUGAAUUAUAUAUAAAAGUUGCCCCAAAAUGGUUGGAAGAGCCUACAAAUUCCUCGCUGCUUUUGGGAAGGAAGGGAUCAGUUUCAUGUAGCGCGAGCGGAUAUCCGCAACCACAAGUACAUUGGAUGAAAAAAGAUGCACUUCUGGGAACAUGGCAACCAGUAUUGGAACUCGCGGGUGGUGGGAUUUUAAGCCUUCCAAACGGAACCCUGGUUAUUGAGGAGGUAUCUCUAACAGACGAAGGGCUGUACUCCUGCAAUGUGGAAAACGGUGUUGGAACACCUCUAAGUAAAACUGUAUGGAUGAGUGUUAAUAAGCCAGUUCACUUCGAUUCGCCAUCAGCUAACGUAACAUCUCGACUCGGCCAUCCUGUAACGUUAGAAUGUAGAGCGUUGGGAGACGAUCCCAUCAGAAUAGUUUGGACACAUGACGGGAAUAGCUUAGAUGCUCAAAAACACAGAGCAAAACACUCGGAAUCAAAGACCUCCCUCGGCCUUACAAGUGUCGUCAGCUUACAGUAUUCAGAAGCAAGCGACGCGGGCUUCUAUCAAUGUCGUGCUAGCAAUCCUUAUGGAGUAGCGAGUUUCAACAUCUUUUUAACUAUUUUAGAACCUCCAACUCCUCCAUCAGAGAUCCGAAUAGAAUCAGUCCGUUCCCGUACAUCAACAGUGUCCUGGCGAGAUGCGCGCGCGCACAAACACUACACUUUACAAUAUGUGCCUGCGCAUUUCACUGAUGCAGGCUGGGAACACGCUGCUAAUAUUAACGUUUCUAGAAAAGACAGUGACAUUCGUCAAGCCAUUGAACUACAAAAUCUAAGGCCAGCGACUGCAUACGCAGUGCGAGUUGCGACGGGUAAUGAAGUCGGGAUGAGUCGGUACACGGCGCCCAUACACUUCACAACACAUGAAGAAGCACCCUCAUCGUCACCAAUAAACAUUCAAGUAGAACAAACAGAAAACCCUGGAGAACUGUUCAUAACGUGGCUUCCUCCUCCCAAAGACCACCAUAAUGGAAUAAUUACAGGAUACCAUAUAAAAGCUGUUCCUCAAAAUAUUGGAACAAUUUCAGAGGACAGCGACACAAGGACACUUAAAGUUUCUCAACAGUCUGGCAAACAGGAAACCACUUUGAGUGGACUUUUAAAAAAUACUAGAUACGCAGUGAGUAUAUCAGCUUUCAAUAGUGCAGGCUCUGGACCGUUUUCUCUACCUGUGUUCCAAGAUACUCUGGAAGGAGCUCCAGAACACGCGCCAUCUUCAGUAGAAUGUACUGCAGUGUCAUCAACUUCGUUGCGAGUCGGAUGGCAACCUAUAGCUAUACGUGGUCAAGGAAGCUCUUUGAUUGGAUAUACUAUUUUAUAUGCUACUGAAGAAAGUGCUUGGCAAAAUCAGACGUCUCUUCACACAGAGAUUUACCUACAAAGUCUAACAAAAUACACAAAUUAUACUGUCAAGGUGGCUGGCUUCUCGAGCUAUGGAGCUGGACCGUUUUCAUAUCCCAUAGUGUGUACAACGUUACAAGAUGUUCCAGAAGCGCCUUCAGAUAUCAAAGUGUUAAUUCUAUCAGCCACUUCUCUAUUGGUGAGCUGGAAAAGACCCGACCAUCCUAAUGGGGAGCUUAUAUAUUAUACAGUUUAUGUGAAACAAACGUCAGGUAAUGGAUCACCUCAAACCUUUCGUGUGGACGUUUCCAAAACUACUACAGAAGUGAAAGAUCUAACAACAGGAAGACCUUACGAAGUGUGGGUGACUGCUAGCACUAGUGUAGGAGAAGGAAUUGCUAGUAAACGUAUAUCACAAACUCCCGCACAGAGAGUGGUAGCAGGAGUAGCGUCUCUAGGAGGAACCAUCUCAGUAGGGGUCGGGUCGUCCCUCCUCUUAGUCUGCCAGUGCGUGGGGUCUCCCCCGCCCCGCACCGUGUGGUAUCACAAACAUAAUAUCAUAACACACCAUCCAAGAUUCACAAGGAACCAUGAUGAUAGCUUGCUUAUUAACAAUAUAGAUCAGUCGUUAAGUGGAAACUAUACUUGUUUGGCCAAAAAUCUCUACGGUUCCGAUUCGGUAGAAUAUACGGUAAUAGUACUGCCAUUACCCGAAGCGCCUAUACUGAGAGCUACGCCUUAUAAAGACUCUUUAUUGGUGGAAUGGGAGCAACCAUUUUACACUGGAAAUAGAAGUUCUGGCCAAAAGAUUACUUACAGUUUAACGUGGAAGGAAUCGAGUGGUCCGUGGCAAGAAGCAUGGUCGCCCAAUAAGUUGGCGAACAAGUUGUCCAACUUGUCUGGAGUUCAAAAACAUGCUUUGACUGGUUUGAAGUGUGGUACAAAGUAUUCUUUAAGAAUAACAGCUACAAAUAAAGUCGGUACAUCUCAGCCUGCGUACUUAGAUGUCAGUACUCUCGGUGGAGCACCAAUUCCACCGUCGACAAACGAAUGGCUAUGGAGCAACUGUUCUCAUAUUUACGUACAACUAGCCGGAUGGGACGACGCGGGAUGCGAACUUAGGUCCUGGGAUGUUGAAUACCGUCUACUAGGGUCAAGGGGAUGGAUGAGGGCACAUAAUGCUAUGGCAUACGCUGACUCGUCGUACGCGCUCUAUCAGUCGAGCUAUCGCACAAGUUUCCCUAUAUCCGAUCUCUCCCCAGGCACGUGGUACCAGGUUCGAGUCACGGCUAAUAAUGAAGCUGGUAGCGUCACCACUACUUAUAACUAUGCUACGAAAAAUGAGGAUGGCAGUGAAGUCGGUCCACCGUCAGAUCUCUUCGAUUUGAAUAUGCUUGUGAUAGUCUUCAGUUCAAUACUACUUGCUAUGUGCCUUAUUUGCUGCGUUUAUAUUUUGGUUAAACGUCAAAGGACGGUAACUUUCACUGAAUACCGUGAUUCAAUAACAGUCGAUAAGUCCGAGAGCGGUAACAUCACUGCCAACACGUCACACAGCAAUCUCGCCAACGUGAAAGAGAACGCUAUAAACGCACAGAACAGGAUAUAUAGCGCACCGAUACAUGUGCGGAAUAAUAGCAAACACGAGCUAUACGAGAUAAGUCCGUACGCGCAGUUCGCAGUCGGGUUCCGCACGUUCGGUCACGUCGAAAACCAGGACCUGCCCAGUCGACACAUGAAGCAGAGAUAUGACACUGAAACAAGUUUUCAAGUGUGUUCAGAAUCAGAAGACAGUGACAGCAUAUCGAAGUCUACUUUAAAAAGUGUACCGAGGAAAGCGUGUAGGACGCCGCACCACAGG